CGGACUGACAACUCAUAGGGCCCCCGGGCAAUAGGGGAUCAUGGGGCCCCUGUGUCCUUGCCCAAACUCAAAAAGCCUAUGAAAAAGGUACCAUCUCUGGGGGCCCCCUACUUACCCUGGGCCCUUGGGCAGUACCCGAGUUUCCAAAUGGUCAGUCCGCCCCUGAGCAGUAUGCACCUGUGUAUAUCGCCAAUGCUGAAUUUAAGAAAACAUUAGUUGCUUGGCUGGUAUGAUCCCCUUUGAAUUUGAACUCUGGAGCAACGUUUGAGAUGUGUUGGGUCUGCUCUCUAAGCGUUGCAUGUUGCUCAAGAGUUGCUUCAUGCAUGAUUCCACGU
Molecule: messenger RNA, 335 nt
Organism: Staurois parvus
Lineage: Eukaryota; Metazoa; Chordata; Amphibia; Anura; Ranidae
Source: the annotation of a GenBank genome assembly